Ctenopharyngodon idella (grass carp) is the source of this 3952-nucleotide messenger RNA. RefSeq lists its product as uncharacterized. The record is from RefSeq and is a predicted model, not a curated record. The transcript has 5 exons. NCBI's taxonomy places the organism in Eukaryota, Metazoa, Chordata, Actinopteri, Cypriniformes, Xenocyprididae. Bases 542 to 1552 code for a protein of 336 amino acids.
AAACGGGUGAACUGCCUUUUUUUUAACGCCCGGAGCGUCUUUUUGCGCAUGUGUCUCCAGUCUGUUGUUUAAAUUUCUUACGGACCGCUUAAACCCAGGGGGUGGGGACAAAGUGUAAUAUUUUCGGGAUAAAAUCGUCAGACUGAUGAUUGCAUACUUCACAUGUGUGCCUGGUGACCCCUUGCGCAUCAGGUGGACCCUGGAUGCAUUUCCGUUGAGAACUGAUGAACAAGCAACCUCACACACUCAUAUUUACCUGUGGCAUCCAGAGUUUAACAUAUCACUGCAACUGAAACUCUGGAAGCGCACUGCACAUAACGGGACCAAACCGACCUCACCUUUCUGUAAUGCUGGAGUGUAAAACUCAAAAACUGACACUGUGAUACUGUAAAUGUUACCAUGUAAAAGUGUACAUGUAACACUGAAAGUAGACUGUUCUGUUGAAUAUACAAAAAUUGUGAUUUUAUAGAUUUUCUAUAAAUGACGUAACACAUAGUACCUCAACAUAAGCCUUUCUACCCAGUAACACACAAAUACACUCAUGCUGACCACUAUGACGUACCGCAUGCCAAACUUCACUCUGGAGCAAAAGCUUUUCCUGCUUCGGAGAAUUCAUGCGGUGGUAGACACGGUCCAGGACUUUCGGAAAGACACCAACACUACUGUGCACCGGAACGCUGUAUGGGCAGAGCUGGCUCAGGCCUUCAAUGCGGCGUUCCCAAGUCGACCCCCCAGCAGCAUCGGGUCUCUGAAGACGCUGUGGAAACGACUGAAGGUGGAAUGUCGUGUAGCACUGCAGAAGCGACAGGAACAGCAGGCAGCUGGGCUUCCUGUGUCUGCCCUCACUCAGGUGCAGAGAGAAGUCAUUGCUUUGGUGCCAAACCUGAUCUCCUGUCUGGAGGAGGUAGAUGGAGAUGGCAGCUAUGCCUCAGUUAGGGGUGGUUCACCUGGAGCAGUGAUGGGCCUUUCAGGCACUAAUGGGAGUGAGCAUGAAGAUGGUGACCACAGUCAAAAUGAUGAAGUAGACAGCAAAGAGAACUUAGCCAUUGAACUUGGUUUGGCCUCACCUACUCACCCACCUGUCAACUCUGGGAUUCCUCCUGGCACUGCCUCCUCUCCUCUCCGCUCACAUUCAGUUUCUUCCAGGUCCAGUCGUCCCUCCCUCAUCUACCCAACCAAUGCGGGAAGCACCUCAGGGCUGGGAUCAGGGACUAGGGGUGCAAACUUUGAUAUCAUACACAGAGAGCCUGCGGUGCCACGUGCUCCUGCCAGAGGAUCAUUUGAGAAUUCAUUACCGCCAAUGGACUCUUGUACCUCAGACUCAACAUGGGAGGCACGCCGACAGGAACUGUUCGAGCUGGAGCAUCAGCAGACGAUGAGUCUGUUGCUGCUUCAGCAGUGUGUGUGGGAGGAGAAGAGGAAAGCAGUGAGGCAGAAAGAGAAGGCGGCACGGGCCAAGAAGAGAUAUUACCAAGCCAAACUACGGAAGAUAGGCGCAGAUUAUCUGCCCUCCAGUAGCGACAGCGAGGAUAAUGAACAUCCACAGACAUGAACUCAGAUGUUUAUGACAUCUUAGCUAUUUUUACUUUCUUUUGGAAAGUCAUUUUUUUAAUUCUAUCAAUUUUGUUUAUUUUCAAAACAAUAUAUUUUUUAUUGUGGACUAAACUUAAUUGGCAUUUAGGAAUGUACCAUGUGUAUCAUAUGGAGGGGGAAUUCACUCAAGCAGGCUUUGUUCUAAUAGCAGAUAAAAAUUUCUUCAAAAAUCUCCCUACAUCAACACUGCUGCUGCAUUCCAUUCAGUUGAAAGUAGGAUAUUUCUACUUAAAGGGACAGUUUGUCCAGAAUUGAAAAAUUAAUCAUUUACUUACCCUCAUGUCUUUCCAAACUGUAUGAGACUUUCUUCUGUUGAACACAAAAGAAUAUAUUUUGAAAAGGGUUUAUUUUGUUCAUAAAAUGAAAGUAAAUUAGGUCCAGUGUUGUUUUGGACACCCCAUUGACUUUCAUUUCACAAAAACAAUUGAAAUAUUUCUUAAAAUAUUUUUGUGUUCUGCAGAAGAAAGUAAUUCAUACAAGUUUGGAGCAAAAUGAGGUAUUUUCAUUUUUUGGUCAAUUAACCCUUUAAAGGCACUCCAUUGAACUGUGUAAAGGCCCGUUCACACCAAGCACUAUAACUAUAAAGACAAUGAUAAAGAUAUAGUUCUAAAAAUCGUUCUAAAUAUAGGAGAAUAGCAAUGUCCAUACCAUAGCUAUAACGAUAAUGAUAUAGAGAAACGAUAUUGUUGGGAUCACUUUCAGAACGAUUUUUUCCAGCUGUUGAAUGAUAAAACGCUGACAGCCAAUCAGAAUCCGUUCUAAUUUAAGGGCUCGCGCAUUUAAAAUGGCAGACGACAUUGCUGAGAAGUUAAUCGCAGAGGUCCAGAAAAAGCCACCACAGUUUGACAAAAGGAUAUUUGAAAGAAAAGGGAUAUAUGGAAAACAAUCGGUCAUACCCUCGGAAUAAAUGUGGAGAAGUAUUAACGGAGAUAAGAUUAUGCCAGGCUAGCAAACAGUGUAACAUAAAAUUACCUCAGGUAUCCAGCGCUAUGUCGACAACAUUGUCUUACUUCUUUUUAAGUUGCAGUGAAAAAGACUAGUUGUUGUUUUUAUUCCACUACAUUGACUUUGUCAGCUAAAUUCACUGUUAGAUUAGAUAGAUUACGUUAUCUACAGUAUUUACUCGAAACAUAGCACGCUGAGGAGGACAUCUGCUGGUUAAAGCUGUGUAAAUGCAACAAGAACAGCAAAAACAUGUAACGUUACACACUUUGAAACCGCAGCGUGUGAGCUUACAAUAAACAGACCGUUAUCGUUCGUUGGUGUGGACGCAAAUAUAGUUAUCGUUCUCUUGGUGUGAACGGGCCUUAAGUCUCACUGGGUGUCAUGUUUGAGUGAUAUACAAACGAAAAUGUUGUGUAAGUUCAGACUUUCCGAGUUGAAUGGGAUGCAGCAUACGGGGUCGUUCACACAGAACGUGGUUUUGUUUUUAAAAUUUUCAGAGUAAUAUGAUAAAAAAGACACAUUAACUCGAGUGCCUUGUUUUUAGAACGCCAUGUCACACGCCAGACGCAGUAAAAGAUUUGAUCAAACAUGUUUGUCAAAAAUGCGUUGUGUAAACAGCCCCAAACCCUCACAUAGUCAGGCCAGAAUUGAGCAGUGAUAUUCAGUCCUACUUCAUGGGAAGAGGAAAUGAAUUGAAAUGAGAUUUCCAAUGUUACUGCAAGGAUGGAUUUAGGUCCUGCAAGACCCCCUUUUGAUGCAAUUGUGAUUCAUAAUGUCUAAAUAGCAGGAAAUUAUACUGCGAUUAUGAGGGGAAAAAGUCAAUAAAAGUGCAAUUGCGAGAAAGAGGCUAUUACCAGUCCAGAAUCCAUCCUUGGAUCCAACUCAUCUGACUGUUUUAUAACACUGUCUUCAGGACCAACCUUAUGAUUCAGUUCACUGUAGCUCAUUUAUACUAUGCAGGGUUUUUUUUCAGGUAAACAACUGUUUCUCGUAAAUGGACUAAUGGACUGGUUGAAUUUGUUAAGUUCAGUGUUGUUCAUUUAUGUCUUAGUACAGUGUUUGGCAGAUCCCUCUGCCCUUCUCAAGUAAUGAAAAAUGGACAUUCUGUCAUUAUUUACUUUCUCUCAUGAUGUUCCCAAACUUUUAUGCUUUAUGUUGCAUGAAAUAAAGUCAACAACAUGAGGGUUAGUAAAUUAUAACGCUUUCAUUUUUGAAUGAACUGUCCCUUAAAAGUGUUACAGUAGUAGCCUGGAAAUGGAGUGUGUAAAUCAGUGAAACAAAAUGUUAAACUAGUGAGAACCUUCCACUGUAAAAGCAGAUUUGAAAUUUACAUGUAGAUGUAAUUUCAUUUUAUUUGAUUGAAAUUUGAAAAAUGUGUAAUGUGAUAAAAACAAGUUAAUCUUUUUUAACUAAA